AUGGCGGUUCCGCGAACACCGCCUGCUGCUCCUCGUGUAGCACCGGCCACUCAACGCCCGUCAUCUCUAAUCUCCAGUCGUGACCCGGAGGACGUUGAAGGGCGUCCUGGUCCAAACGGCAAGCGCAAGCGCAACUUCCCUGUGGUUGGGGACAGCAAGCACCGUCGCCUGCAGCUAUAUGCACCGGGUGUGGCAAAGCGGAAGCUGAAUGAUUGGCGAGGUCGCUUGUCGAUGCAUGCGCGGAAAGUGUUUUGCGAUGCGUUCGGCCUCGCGUGCGAGGCAAAUCCGCGGCUCAAAUACGCUUACGACGAGCUUGUCAGUGAUGAGCAGCUGACUUUGAAGGACGUGUUUGAUCUGGAAGGCGUGAAGCCCCUCGGUAUGUAUGCGACUUGCCCUGAACCCUCAAUCGCACUCACCGAUCCCCUCUGUCCCUCAUUUUCUCCUCUCCAUUCCCUUUGCCCAUCACUCCAUUCCCUCUGUCCCUCCUUUGCUCCUCUCCAUUCCCUUUGCCCAUCACUCCAAUCCCUCUGUCCCUCCUCUUCUCCUCCGCUGCUCCUUCCAUGCCCAUCACUCCCCCUCGCAUCCCAUUAUUUGGCAGUCAAAGGUGGACUGCUGCGAUGGCAUGUGGAUGACGAGCUGAACCGCCCUUUUGCAACGGGGCUGUUUGAUAUCAUCAUUCGUAAUGCGCGCAGUCACUCCAGGCCUUCCGCUCACCUCCUCCUCACCCUCUUCCCUUCCUCCCAACCCCACCUGUGUGCCUCUGUUGCCCCUUGUGCAGUGGCAGUCACUCCAGGCCUUCCGCUCACCUCAUCCUCAUCCUUUACCCUUCCUCCCAACCCCACCUAUGUGCCUCUGUUGCCCCUUAUGCAGUGGCAGUCACUCCAGGCCUUCCGCUCACCUCAUCCUCGCCCUCUACCCUUCUCCCAACCCUACCUAUGUGCCUCUGUUGCCCCUUGUGCAGGGGCAGUCACUCCAGGCCUUCCGCUCACCUCAUCCUCGCCCUCUACCCUUCCUCCAAACCCUACCUAUGUGCCUCUGUUGCCCCUUAUGCAGUGGCAGUCACUCCAGGCCUUCCGCUCACCUCAUCCUCGCCCUCUACCCUUCUCCCAACCCUACCUAUGUGCCUCUGUUGCCCCUUAUGCAGUGGCAGUCACUCCAGGCCUUCCGCUCACCUCAUCCUCAUCCUUUACCCUUCCUCCCAACCCCACCUAUGUGCCUCUGUUGCCCCUUAUGCAGUGGCAGUCACUCCAGGCCUUCCGCUCACCUCAUCCUCGCCCUCUACCCUUCUCCCAACCCUACCUAUGUGCCUCUGUUGCCCCUUGUGCAAGGGCAGUCACUCCAGGCCUUCCGCUCACCUCAUCCUCGCCCUCUACCCUUCCUCCCAACCCCACCUAUGUGCCUCUGUUGCCCCUUAUGCAGUGGCAGUCACUCCAGGCCUUCCGCUCACCUCAUCCUCGCCCUCUAUCCUUCCUCCCAACCCCACCUAUGUGCCUCUGUUGCCCCUUAUGCAGUGGCAGUCACUCCAGGCCUUCCGCUCACCUCAUCCUCGCCCUCUACCCUUCCUCCCAACCCCACCUAUGUGCCUCUGUUGCCCCUUUUGCAGUGGCAGUCACUCCAGGCCUUCCGCUCACCUCAUCCUCGCCCUCUGCCCUUCCUCCCAACUCGACCUAUGUGCCUCUGUUGCCCCUUUUGCAGUGCGUCAACCACGACCAGAUCCUUUCGCUUCACAGGAAGGUGAAGGCGGCGAUCAAGAAGUAUCUGGAUGACACUCCUGACGACCAGCUGUCGUCUUGGGAUGCGGAUCACCAGAGAUGGGUAUUCGGACCGACGGGCAACGUUGUCAUCUCGGGCAGCGGCUUUCCGAAUCACAUCCCCGACGGCGCAGAUCCUGACAAGAGGGACAAGGAGGAGGCGGAGAUCCUGGUGAAGUAUUGCAGGAUGCAGGCCGACAAGAUUGAGGCCAAGAGAGGUUGUCAGGCGCAGGGUGAUGGUCGUGAUGACGAGGAUAACGAGGUAGGCAAUUGGAUGGAUGAAGGGGAUGAUGAGUAUUGA
Closterium sp. NIES-65 is the source of this 2052-nucleotide messenger RNA. NCBI's taxonomy places the organism in Eukaryota, Viridiplantae, Streptophyta, Zygnematophyceae, Desmidiales, Closteriaceae. The record is from the annotation of a GenBank genome assembly.